Molecule: messenger RNA, 2610 nt
Organism: Conger conger (European conger)
Lineage: Eukaryota; Metazoa; Chordata; Actinopteri; Anguilliformes; Congridae
Gene: slc8a2a
Product: solute carrier family 8 member 2a
Exons: 12
Coding region: 16-2610 (864 amino acids)
Biological process (GO): calcium ion import across plasma membrane; cell communication; sodium ion transmembrane transport
Cellular component (GO): axon; postsynapse; sarcolemma
Molecular function (GO): calcium:sodium antiporter activity
Source: RefSeq, a predicted model, not a curated record
CUGUGCCUCAUCUACAUGUUCCUGGGUGUGUCUAUCAUCGCUGACCGCUUCAUGGCAGCAGUCGAGGUCAUUACCUCACAGGAAAAGGAAGUAACCAUCACCAAACCUAACGGGGAAACAUCAGUGACAAUGGUGCGGAUCUGGAAUGAGACUGUGUCCAAUCUCACACUCAUGGCCCUCGGCUCCUCUGCCCCAGAGAUCCUGCUGUCAGUAAUUGAGGUGUGCGGGCAUGGCUUCAGCGCAGGUGAAUUGGGGCCUGGCACUAUUGUGGGCAGUGCUGCCUUUAACAUGUUUGUGAUCAUUGGCAUCUGCGUGUGGGUCGUCCCUGAUGGAGAAUCACGCAAGAUCAAGCACCUGCGUGUCUUCUUCAUCACUGCCUUCUGGAGCGUGUUCGCCUACAUCUGGCUCUACCUUAUCCUGGCUGUCAUCACGCCUGGUGUUGUGCAGGUUUGGGAGGCCCUGGUAACUCUGCUGUACUUCCCUGUGUGUGUGAUCCUGGCCUGGAUUGCUGACCGGCGCUUGCUUUGCUACAAGUACAUGCACAAGCAUUACCGUGCCAAUAAGCGUCACCACGCCAACAAGAGUCAGGGAGUGGUGUUGGAGACAGAGGGUGAGCUCACCAAUAGAACGGAAACGGAAAUCCAGGAUGCAAAGUUCACCACUGUGGGUAGGGCCAAGGCCACUGAGAACAUGGAUGGCAACCAUACCUGCAUCACCUUGGAGUCAAUUGAGCUGGAUGAAAAUCACAAGGAGGUGAUCCGCAUAUUGAAAGAGCUGAAAAGGAAGCACCCAAUGAAGAGCCUAGAGGAACUGAUCGAACUGGCUAACUACGAGACACUGAUGCCCCAGCAGAAAAGCCGUGCCUUCUAUCGCAUGCAGGCAACACGCAGGAUGAUUGGUGCGGGAAAUGUCUUGAAGAAACACACCAUAGAACCGGCACAAAGUUCUACACACACACAAGAUAAACCCCAGGAGGAAGACCUGUCAUCUUGCAGCUGUAUCAUGUUUGAGAAAGGACAGUAUCAGUGCAUGGAGAACUGCGGCACAAUCAGCUUGCAUGUAACCUGUCAGGGGGGCACUGGCAAAAACACUAUUUACCUGGACUACCGAACUGAGGAUGGCUCAGCCAAUGCUGGUUCCGACUACCAGUUCAGUGAGGGCACGCUGAUAUUCAGGCCUGGAGAAACCAAACAGGAAAUUAAGGUGGAGAUCAUCGAUGAUGAUGUCUUUGAGGAGGAGGAGUACUUCUUCGUGAAGCUGCUGAAUUUGCGGAUGGGAGAUGUGGACGGCAUGGUUGAGAUUGAAGGGGAAUGUGCGGCCCCUAAAGCUCGGUUGGUAGAGCCGCUGGUUGCCACAGUGACCAUCCUGGAUGAUGAUCACUGCGGAAUCUUCAGCUUCAGCCAGCCACUGCUGCAUGUGAGUGAGGGCAUUGGAAUCCUGGAGGUGCCAGUGUUGCGCAACUCUGGUGCCUGUGGUACCGUCAUCCUACCCUAUCACAGCGAAGAUGGCACAGCCCAAGGAGGAGGCAUAGACUAUGACGAUGCACACGGCGAGCUGGUGUUUGCGAACAACCAGACCUGUCAAACCCUGCAGGUACACAUCAUUGAUGACCAGGAGUAUGAGAAGCAUGAAAACUUCUUCAUUGUGCUAGAAGAACCACGAAGGGUCAAGAAGGAGAUCUCAGGUCAGUGUCUCAGUGUUCAUGUCACAAGUUACGAGCUCACUCUGUCUCUCUCUCCCUCAGACAGCCCCUGUGAUGAGGGGGAUGAAUCUUGCCAUGUUGCAGAGCUGGGGAAGCCAAUCCUAGGGGAGUUCAGUCGGCUCGAAGUAAUGAUUGAGGAGUCCUUAGAUUUCAAGAGCACAGUAGACAAGCUGCUAAAGAAGACUAACCUGGCACAAGUGAUUGGGACGUACUCCUGGAGAGAGCAGUUUGUUGAAGCGGUGACCAUCAGUGCAGCUGGGGAUGGUGACAUGGAAGAGGAGGAAGAGGUGCAGGUUCCUUCCUGCUUUGACUAUGUCAUGCACUUUUUAACACUUUUCUGGAAGCUUCUGUUUGCCUGUGUGCCACCCACGGGAUACUGGAAUGGCUGGGCAUGCUUUAUGGUGUCAAUUAUUGUGAUCGGCAUCCUCACUGCAGUAAUUGGGGACUUGGCCUCGCAUUUUGGCUGCACUGUGGGUCUGCGUGACAGUGUGACUGCAGUGGUCUUUGUGGCCUUGGGCACCUCUGUUCCUGACACUUUUGCCAGCAAGGUGGCAGCCAUUCAGGACAAGUAUGCAGACGCAUCAGUGGGGAAUGUGACAGGCAGUAAUGCAGUGAAUGUGUUCCUGGGUAUUGGGGUGGCGUGGUCCGUGGCAGCAGUAUACUGGGAGGUGCAGGGACAGAGUUUCCAUGUGGACCCCGGAUCACUGGCCUUCUCCGUCACCCUCUACACAGUAUUCGCCUUCCUUAGUAUGGGUGUGCUGCUGCUCCGUCGUCGGCCUGCCAUUGGUGGGGAGCUCGGUGGCCCUCGUGCUGCUAAGCUGCUCACAACUCUGCUGUUCUUGGGCCUGUGGCUGCUGUACAUCCUGUUCUCCAGCCUCGAGGCAUACUGUCACAUACAGGCCUUCUAA